Messenger RNA from Bemisia tabaci, 2264 nucleotides. RefSeq lists its product as uncharacterized. The record is from RefSeq and is a predicted model, not a curated record. Lineage: Eukaryota; Metazoa; Arthropoda; Insecta; Hemiptera; Aleyrodidae.
UGAUAAUCAACUACAUCAAGAGUAAGAAACGACAUAGGUAGGUACCUACAUACGACUUGCUGUAAACAAACUUUAUCAAAUUAAGUCCAUCGCCAGCAGCAACAAAGAGUUUUAAAAUGUUGUAAAAUAGGUAUGUUUUUGUGGAGUGUAAUUAACCAACUCUUCUUCAGCAAAAGGAUGGCUCUUCCUAGCUUGCACACUUUAAUGUGGCUGAUUCACCUGAUUGAUAUUAUUCCUGCCCAACACCGUUUUCCAUUGGAUGAUAGUGGACCAGGGUUUCAAAGAUUGGCUAACAGCCCUGCUUAUAUUGACAAAACUCUAUCCAUUGAGGAAUUCUUAGAACAUUCUAGAAAUGCGAGACUAAUCACAGCCCCAGCAGGAUUUGGCAAAUCAUUGCAUCUGCGAAUGUUACAGGACUUCUUCCAAAUUCCCCUGAAUAAGAAUGGAAGUGAUAUACCAAAAGAAUGGUCAACAGCUUUCAAAAUUUUUCGCAGCAAAAAAAUUGGACACUCCAAGUUUCUUGAUGAAUUUGGGACCAGAGGUGUGGUCUUCUUUGACCUCACUAUACUCUAUGGUUUCGAUAAUAUUGCGGAGUAUUUUGCCAAAUUCCGCAGUGUUAUAGAAAAGGCAUUCAAACAACACAUGUACCUCAUCCAAAAUGCGAGAUCUGAACUUGACUUGUCCUUGAACCGACAAGUUUUUGAACGCUGUGGCGUUCUGGACCCCUCCUUACGCAUUAACAGCUCAACCCUGGAGGUGUGUGGCUCGGAACUUAUACAACUAGUGCAAACUCAUUUCAGAAGAAAAGUCCUUCUUUUGAUCGAUGCUGUCUCUGCACCCUUCGAAUGGGUACUGAGUAAUCCUAAUACUAAUGUGUGGACAACCAAGAGAGAUUGCGACUUAGAUCGCAUCACUAAUUCCCUCCAAUUGUUUAUCUCUUCAUUGGUCAAAGGUAACCAUCAAGUAUGGCGCAGUUAUCUGACUGCAAUAACUGGUUUUGAUAUGCCCCACAAUGAAUCAAUUAAUAAUGUUGAAUUUGCGUCAAUUUUUACAUCAAGAAAACUAGCUGUGGGAUUUGGAUUUACUCAAAGUGAGCUCGAAGAACUAACUACUAUUUUUGGUAUGAACUCAGAAGACAAGAUCGUUUUGCAGAGAUACCUAAAGGGGUACUCUAUAUAUCAGAACGAUGAAUCUGAGGAUGUAGGGCCAAUUUAUUGUCCAGGUUUUGUUGCAGAGUAUUUAGGUGAAGGCAGAGGUAGACCUCGAUUGACACCUGAUUUCGCUGUUGACUAUUCUUCAUUGCGAAGACUGAAUCCAUUUAAAAACUUGUUAUCUCCUAAGCUAUUUGGAAAUCAAAUCAUCAGAAGUUUGAAACCAAAUGCAGAGAUAGAAAUCAAGAACAUUUCAAAGAUUCCAUUUAAAGAUUUGAUGCUUUUACGAGAGGCCGAGAUAACUGGAGCUACGAAACACCUUAAAAAAAUUCAAGACUACUUUUUAUUCUAUCUUGUGGAGCAUGGUUAUUUCACAGGCAAAUAUAUUGGAGAGAAAUUAUCAAUUAAGAUCUCAAACAAAAUUGCAAGACUAUCUUUGCGCCAUGAAAUCACCAAAAUUGAAUACUACCGAGAAUACCUCCGAUGCUCCAACACUGCAAUUCAAGAAUUUAGUGACAGUAUUGACAGUUUUGAUGGAACUCAAAAAGCCUUAGAUAAUGUAAAAAGUUUGGUGACAAAAACUUAUCACCGAGGUUUGGUGGCAAAACUACCUGAAUCUGAGCUUGAAAUUUCGGCUCCAAUUUACUCUUUUUUAGUGAGAUCAAAUAAUGCUAUUGAAAGUAUAACAGAUUAUGAUAAUUUCGGUGAUAUUUUUGUGCCUGUACCGAAAAUUAGUGGCAAUAAGACAACAGAAAUUCACCCGCCAAACGAAGUGGCUGGAUUAGAUGUCACUUUUGUGAAACGAAAAAAUGGCUUGGGAAUCUUGUUUGGAACUGAAUUUGAUAAACAACCCCAGAAAUAUUAUGUUGAUGAAUCAUCCUCAACAGCUCAGCAAAUUUUAAAGAAAAUGGUUGCCAUGCGAUACUACACAUAUUUUGCUAAAGACAGGUUUAAGAGGACGGCGCUGAUUAGCAUCCAUAUGAAUCUAACACAUGUUUCAUGUUGCUCACUAUACAAUAGUUACGAUAUCAAUAGUAAAUCUAGUAUGAAAAUGAUGUCUAGUUAGCUGGCAAGAUUCUCAAUUGAAUAAUAUUAGUAGCCUAUACUUGAUGA